AUGCUCCGUCUCCCGAAGUUCAUAGGUAGAAAAGUUUCACAGCCAGCCACCUCCCCCCUUCUCCAACGUUCCCCGCUCAAAGAAUCGCAACGAAGCACACACACAGAGCGCAUGCCCUCCCUCGGGAGCUGCGUCUCCUCGUCGUUCCAAGAACAGCUUUGGGAGAAAGUCCCCGGACAUCCGGUUCUUCGCAAUCGGCAUUUUCAGCAACGAACCGCCAUAGAAGCGCGGCUUCCAUUACCGCUUACGAUGCUCUUCACCGUCUUUGCGCCGCCUGUACUCUUGUGCUGCGCUUCGCCGAUGCUGUGGGUCGAGGGGACUGGCACCUGGACGAUGAUAUGA
Plenodomus lingam JN3 is the source of this 342-nucleotide messenger RNA. RefSeq lists its product as uncharacterized. NCBI's taxonomy places the organism in Eukaryota, Fungi, Ascomycota, Dothideomycetes, Pleosporales, Leptosphaeriaceae. The record is from RefSeq and is a predicted model, not a curated record.